AUGCCGUCGUAUUUACCUCUUGCGUAUCGCUCACGGUUUCUCAAUCUCCAGCCUGGUCUCAUUUGGCCUCCACUGAUGCAGCGUGACACAAACCUCGCGUUUAAGGACAUUCAUAAAACUCCGGAUGCCCUGCUCGCGGACCUCGGCCUGAUAUGCGACCCAGCCACCGUUACGUCCAUCAACCCUGGUGGCUUAGAGACGCUCGACCUCCGGUUUCUAGCAUUUGACAACACCAGUCUGGAUGACAGCCCGCUAUUGUAUUUGACAGAGAGAGGACAGCACGUUGGAGAGACGAACUAUGUGGCAGUGUCGUAUACCUGGCAAAAGUUUGACGCCAUCACACUCGUCAAAGACAACUCUCGGUACAGAAUAUUGGCCGGAGGCUCUAUACGAAAUGCUCGGUCGCAAGGGGCGCUCUUGCGUAGAGCUAUCCAGUUUGCCAAAGGUAUCGGCACUCGCUUGCUUUGGGUCGAUAAGGACUGCAUCGACCAGGAUGACCCCAGUGAUAUCGAAAGGCACCUACACGUAGUACACAAGAUCUUCAACCAGAGUCGCUACGCCAUCGGCCUACUCUCUUUUCACAUAUUCCAUCAGACGCAGGCAGAUUUUAUUCGACACGUCCACGACAGAACUUAUCUCAGGGAGCUAGAUCGGCUACUUCAG
Molecule: messenger RNA, 663 nt
Organism: Trichoderma asperellum CBS 433.97
Lineage: Eukaryota; Fungi; Ascomycota; Sordariomycetes; Hypocreales; Hypocreaceae
Source: RefSeq, a predicted model, not a curated record